This is a messenger RNA of Phalacrocorax carbo (great cormorant), 1818 nucleotides long. Lineage: Eukaryota; Metazoa; Chordata; Aves; Suliformes; Phalacrocoracidae. The record is from RefSeq and is a predicted model, not a curated record.
CUGCCCCGGGGCGGAGCAGGGGCCCGGCCCGGGAGGGCGGAGGCGGCGCGGUGCGGAGCUGGGGCGGGCCGGGGCGGGACGCGGCCCGGUCGCGACGCCAUGCCGUUCGUGGAACUGGAGACCAGCCUGCCGGCCGGCCGGCUGCCGCCGGGACUGGCCCAGGAGCUGUGCGCCGCCGCCGCCGACAUCUUGGGCAAACCGGCGGAGCGGGUGAACGUGACGGUGCGGUGCGGGAUGCCCAUGGUGCUGUCGGGCUCGGCCGAGCCCUGCGCCCAGCUGCUUGUCUCCUCCAUCGGCGUGGUGGGCUCGGCGGAGCAGAACCAGCGGCACAGCGCCCGCUUCUUCGACCUCCUGACGGCGAAGCUGGGCCUCGGCCCCGAGCGAAUUGUCAUCCGGUUUUACCCACUGGAGCCCUGGCAGAUUGGCAAGAACGGAACAGUCAUGACUUUCCUGUGAUCCCUCUAGCGGCCUGUUGGAACAAAGCAAUGAUGAAGACAACCCAGAGAUGACCAGCUCCAUCUAAUUGUUUCCUCUUAUGAUCAAAUCUGUGUAGCUCUGCACCUUCACCUGUAUGAUUCACUUUAGUGUUUGCAUCCUGUACACACAAAGCUCAAGAGUGGGCCGAUCACCUGUACUGAUUUGAACUAACAUAGUUCAAGGUCUUUGUCUCAAGCCUGUCUCAUAGCCCAAAGGCUCUCUCAGUCCCCGUGGCUAAGCCAUUGCAGUCUGGUGAUGGCCAUUUGUCAGCCUAGAAGAAACUCUCUUGUAGCACCAAAAAGUUUAAUUCCAGAACACAUUUGGCUUUAUUGAGGACCAGAGAGGUUCUUGGGUUCCUCCAGAUUUCAUCAUGCUUUGCAAGGCAGAAAGAUCUCCCUGUUUCUCUGUGGCAGCAGAAGGGUCACAGGCUAGCUAAGAUGACCUGGGAGUCAAAUUAUUCUCUUUUCAGGCUCCCCAAAAGCCCUUUAUAGAAAAAGAGGUGAUUAUUGGGAGGGGAGUUUAUGCAUUUAUAUCGCUGUUUAUUUAAGGCUCAUGUCAGAUCUUGUGCUCUGCUCUCCCUGGUGGCUGCUCCUGCAAGGUGUUAGUCGUCCACAAGAUUUUCACGGCUGAAUGUUUGUGUGCCGACAGCAGAGUGUAGAGGAAGGAGUCACUUGUGAAGAAUUGCACUGUGCCACAGGAAAAUAUUUUGAAGGUUCUGCUACUGCCAGCUAUAAUUCCUGUCAUUCACCCAGUUGUUCAAAAUACUUUUUCUCACCCCACUGUUACAGGGAGUUUUGGGGUGAUACAGCAUCUCACUGUGUUCUGUGGAUGGUGUUUUCAGCUCACUGUUCUUCUGGGGAAGUGUUUUGGUUUUUUACGACCCGUAUACUCCCUCACUUUAUAACUGGAAUACAUAUGGCAUUUUAUUAAAACAAAAGCAGCGUACUCUUCAGGUAUAAUGUUAUCUCUGUCUUCCAGUGAUAAUGAAAAUAUUUAUCAGAUUCCUUUCCAUUUUGUGACUUGGUCGGGUCACAGGCAGGGAGUUCAGAGGAGGUGAGAGCAUGCCCUUGCAGCAUGACGGUCUGUGGGAACACGAGGCUGGAGGGUGCUUCUGCACUCCUUUGUCAUUCUCAUUGGAGUUACAUUUGUUUAUGACUUGAGGUCUCAAGAGAGUUGAAAAUAUUCCUUCUAAUUACCAUGUGAAGUUAGUUGUUCCCUAUGCAGCAUAAACAACUUACAUGUUUGCAAAACCUGUCUGGGCUAUAAUACCAAACACAAGUUUGUGUAUCAGGCUAGGAGGGCUACAUCUUAUCUAGUUAAUAAAAUGUAUCAAAGCCUCUA